AUGUCGACUGGGGUCGACAAUCAACAGCAUCUCAAAAAUCUCAUAGACUUGGAUUCGGUUACCCGCCACCGUUCGGUUUCCUACAGUAACAGUUGCUCUGUUCUGCCGCCUGUUGAGCCCGAUCGAGUGUUCGACGGACAACCCGCCAAUAUGGUUUCUCAGAGUCAAAAGUCGCGGUGGCUGAAGACUGGAGCCAUCGUCGGCUUCGUCUUUAUGGUCCUUUUGUGGCUUUCGCCAUCGAAGACCGCGGUUUCGAGUUUCACACAAGAAAAAGCCCCCUCCACCGGUGGUGUCUCAGCCAAAUGCACCAAGCCUUUCGAUUCGUCCAAGCCUUUGAUUCAAUAUGCCCUGAUGAUCGACGCCGGCAGCACUGGUUCUCGUAUUCACGUCUACCGCUUCAACAACUGCGGCUCUACCCCGGAAUUGGAGAAUGAAGUAUUCGAGCAGACCAAGAAGAAGGAGGGUGGCUCUGGCCUUAGCUCCUACAAGGAGGACGCUGAGGGUGCGGCUCGCAGUCUAGACCCCCUCUUGGAGGUCGCCCUGCAGAAUGUGCCCGAAGAGUAUCGGUCCUGCACCCCAAUUGCCGUCAAGGCUACUGCUGGACUGCGUCUCUUGGGACCUGAGCUGAGCAAGAACAUUCUGGAGGCUGUGCGCACUCGACUGGAAACCACCUAUCCUUUCCCUGUCGUAGCCCGUGAAAAGGGUGGUGUCGAGAUCAUGGAUGGUUCUGACGAGGGUGUUUACGCCUGGAUCACCACCAACUAUCUUCUGGGUAAGAUUGGCGGUCCUGAUGAGACCCCCACCGCUGCCAUUUUUGAUCUUGGGGGUGGCUCCACUCAGAUUGUCUACCAGCCUACUUUCGAAAAGAGCAAGGCUGGCGGCAUGCCCGAACACUUGGCCGAGGGUGACCACAAGUACGAGUUGAAUUUCGGUGGCCGCGAGUUCGACCUGUACCAGCACUCUCACCUUGGCUAUGGGCUUAUGUCCGCUCGUGACUCCAUCAACCGUGCGGUUCUGGAGGCCAUGCUGGCCAACAACCAGAAGGACCUGUCGUGGCUGAAGCGUCCGAUUUCCAACCCUUGCAUUCAGCCCGAUAUGGAGAAGGAGGUCUCUGUGUCUUUCCCCGAUGACCACCCUCUUGGCCCCAAGGUCACUGUGACCAUGGCUGGUCCUCGGGAUGCUUCCGCGGCUCCCCAGUGCCGCGCUAUCGCCGAGAAGAUCCUGAAGAAGGAGGCCGACUGCAAGCUGGCUCCUUGCUCUUUCAACGGUGUUCACCAGCCCUCUCUCGAGAAGACUUUCUCGCGAGAGGAUGUUUAUAUCUUCUCCUACUUCUUUGAUCGAACUGCGCCUCUGGGCAUGCCGUCUUCGUUUACUUUGGACGAGCUGCACAAACUUACCGCGACUGUUUGUAACGGGGAAGACAGCUGGAACGUCUUUGAGGGCGUGGAAGGUGCGCUGAAGGAACUCCGCGAUCGUCCAGAUUGGUGCAUGGACCUCAACUUCAUGAUGGCUCUUCUGCACACCGGUUACGAGAUGCCUCUGUCCCGCGAGGUGAAGAUCGCCAAGAAGAUCAAGAAUAACGAGUUGGGCUGGUGCCUUGGUGCGAGUUUGCCUCUUCUCAGCCAGGAGUCUGGCUGGACAUGCCGCAUCAAGGAAGUCUCAUAG
Messenger RNA from Penicillium canariense, 1665 nucleotides. Its product is annotated as guanosine diphosphatase. The record is from RefSeq and is a predicted model, not a curated record. Gene Ontology annotation, cellular component: Golgi apparatus; membrane. Gene Ontology annotation, molecular function: GDP phosphatase activity; UDP phosphatase activity. The transcript has 3 exons. The coding region runs from base 1 to 1665 and encodes 554 amino acids. Lineage: Eukaryota; Fungi; Ascomycota; Eurotiomycetes; Eurotiales; Aspergillaceae. Gene Ontology annotation, biological process: protein N-linked glycosylation; nucleoside diphosphate catabolic process.